Messenger RNA from Coccinella septempunctata (seven-spotted ladybird), 3766 nucleotides. Its product is annotated as uridine phosphorylase 1. Lineage: Eukaryota; Metazoa; Arthropoda; Insecta; Coleoptera; Coccinellidae. Gene Ontology annotation, biological process: nucleotide catabolic process; uridine catabolic process. Bases 139 to 1197 code for a protein of 352 amino acids. Gene Ontology annotation, cellular component: cytosol; cytoplasm. The record is from RefSeq and is a predicted model, not a curated record. Gene Ontology annotation, molecular function: uridine phosphorylase activity. The transcript has 7 exons.
UUCAUACCAAAGUUUAACCAUUUAGGGUCGACACGUAACUCAUUUUUAUCCUAUUUCGUUCUGUCUGCCAGUCGGUUGAUCAUAUUGUGAACGGAAGCAAGUGUCGGUUUGCAUCGUCCAACGCUGAAUAGUUCUAAAAUGAGUGGAAUCAGUGAGAACGAGAAGAAAGAUCAAGACGAGACCAAGCCAAAAGAAAACGGAGACAAAAGAUAUUUCAAUGGAACUGUCAGGCUCAAAAAUCCUCACUUGGAGUUGAUGGAUCAAGAUAUUUUAUAUCACCUGGCGUUGGGAAGCGGGUCACAUGACUUAGUUGAAAUGUUUGGAGAUGUUAAAUUCGUGUGCAUGGGUGGUACACCAAAACGUAUGGAGACGUUUGCUUACUACAUCAUGGAGAUCAUCGGCCACAAACUACCCACUGGUACAACCUUAUUAGACAUAAGUCAGUAUUCUUAUAGAUACAGCAUGUACAAAGUCGGCCCAGUAUUAUCAAUCAGUCACGGUAUGGGAGUACCAUCUAUAGGAAUUCUCCUCCACGAAAUUAUUAAGUUAAUGUAUCACGCUAGAGUUAGAAAUCCCAUUUUCUUCAGAAUAGGAACUUGCGGUGGUGUUGGCCAUGAAGGUGGCACAGUUGUCAUUUCCAACGACGCUGUAGAUGGCCUUGGAAAUCAUUAUUACGAAGUGCCAAUGCUCGGAAAGAACGUAAAACGGCCUGCAGUGUUCGAUCAGCAACUGGUCAGAGAACUGAAGGCUUGUAUUGACCCAGACGAUCCCUAUGAUACUGUCGUUGGAACCACGAUGUGUGCUAACGAUUUUUACGAAGGUCAAGCAAGAUUAGAUGGAGCAUUUUGCGACUAUACCGAGGGUGAAAAAAUGGAAUACCUUCAAAAACUGAAUGACCAAGGGGUGGUGAAUAUCGAGAUGGAAUCCAUUCCCUUUGCAGCUCUUACCCACCAUGCCAACAUUAAGGCAGCUGAAGUGUGUGUGACAUUGUUAGACAGGCUGAAGGGAGAUCAAGUGAAUGCACCCAAAGAAGUUAUGAAUGAAUGGCAGAUCCGACCUCAGAAACUAGUGGCAGCGUACAUCAAGAAAUAUCUGCAAACAAAAGGUAGAUUACCUUCAUCUGGUCACGGACCUUGGUCUGUGAAGAGUCCAAGAAGGUUCAAGCUCGUACAACAAGAAUCAGAGAUUAUCGAUUGAGCUCAUGCGCUAAGCGUAGACUCGCAAAAGUCAGACUUUUUUUACAAUUCAAUUUUGUAUUGUAUUAUUAGCACUGCCAUUGUCGCACAUUACAAUUUUGUGUGAUAUCCAGUUGAUAACGGAAAGAUAAGUCUUGAAUUAUCGACAGAAAAUGACUAUGAUGUUGAAAAGUUCAUCAAAUAGUUUUUUAAUAGUUCCAUCAUGCGAGAGCAGACAACACCAGUUAGACAGUUAUUAGACAAGAAGUCCUUCGAAAUUUAACGUUUCUCUUUGGAUAUCAACUUCGUAUCUGCGAAAAAAAAUGGCUAGUUCUACAAUAUGCUUUUUCAUGUUUAUUUUGAACAUUUGCCGAGCAUCGUCUUAAUAUAGGACCUAUUGAUAUUCUCAGAACUGUAAAUAUAAUCACUACGAUCGCAUUUCUGGUAGGACUCAACAUUCCGGAAACGUAUUGAACAGUAGUAGGAUCAAAUUGAACUAUAUCUUGAAAGUUUUUCAAUAUAAACUUAUAUACUAUAAGGAAGUAUCAAACAUAUCCCAAAUUUUUUACGAUAACCCUACACUUACAACAAACUUUUCAAUCUGUAUGCUUCAAAACUGCGUAGAUUUUUAAAUAUGAAAAUUCAACUGAGAAUAUUCUUCAAAUAUUGUUGCUUGUAUAAUCUAAAUGAAUACAUGAGGAAAAUCAUCAUCCUAAAUUACGAUUCCAUCACGUUUCAACGGUGUAUGCUAAAUAUAUCAUUGCUGCUAUUCCAACUGUAUCUUCACUUUUCUCACUAUCUUUCAUUUUCCUUCGCUAGUUUUUGUGUUAUUGUGACAUUUAUUUAAAACUUCCCUUUUUAGGCGAUAAAUGUCCGAAGAAAUGAAUUUCUAUUAGACAACAUUUAUUGGACCUACGUUUCAAGAAACCUUGUUGACUCAACUUCCAACGUAAUAUUAUUUGUAUUAUAAAUUUUUUUUUAAUAAAAAUUAUUUUGUGAUUUUUGUUUUUUCAUAACCGAAGAUUUUUCUUGAGGGUUGAGUUGGAUAAUGGUUGAGAAAUAAAUGUUUUAAUCCAAAAAUGGAAUAAUUAUGUUGAUUAUGUUGUAGUACAAGCUUCUGUUACGAGAAAAUUAAAUUAUUUAUGUUAUAAAUAUGUGUAGCCAUAUAGCUGACAAUACGGUUAAUUGAUAAGUGAAUUUUACAUAGGAUAGUAGGUAUAAAUACAACGAUAUAACAAUUGUGAUCAUUCACGGUAACAUGUUACGUAUUCAAAUUGUUGAAACUGCUAAUGUUGAUAUAUUGUUGAUAAGAAAACGCGAUAUUUUGAAAUCUGAACGAUAUCCUGAUAUCUUCGUGAAAAUAUUGAUGUCAUCAUCCAUUCUCACAAGCUUCAUUGCAUUGCGGUGUUCGAAAAGAUACAAAAAUAAUUCGACCUGAGUUUAUUAGUUUUAUGUUGGUGUUUCCGUUUUAGUUAGGUGAAAAUUCAAAAUACCCUGCACAACAAUUGAUUGGGAUCAAUUUAUUGAAAAUAUUCAUUUUGACCACAUACUAGAGUAUGUUUAAUUGAUAUUCUUCUCUUUGAGGCACACUUUCGGUGAGACAUUAUGAAUUUUUGAGAAAUAAAGCGUUAGAAAGCUGCUCCAGAUUGUAAAUGGGUUAUUUUCGGGAGGACAGUUGUCUAAACGUCUCUGCCUAGACAUGCUCGCAUCUAGUCAGAGCUGCAUUAACCUGCCGUAGGCAUACUUUGCUUCCUAUCCAAACUGGGAUGCUGUGCCCUUUUACGAGUUCUCAAACCACGUGCAGUCAGAGUGUCUUACAGUCUGAUUAGAAAUAAGAACUGUUGCAACUCUCUGUUAUCUAUUGAGUCGGAUAUGUGGGGUUUCCCCAAGCAUUGACGACCAAAAGGCGAUCUCGAGCAGCUGUUGUAUUACGCAGCCGAUCUCUCUCAUGACCAUAAGCUAUCCUUCGGAUGAACCCAUUCCAAGCUCGAUAUACAACACUUUGCUAAACAUUCAACUGCUUGGACACUUCUCGCUGGGAAAACCCUUUCUAUUUCCACCUCAUGAUUUGGUCAAGUUGAACAGGAGCUCAAAGUCUUCUCGGCAUGACUCGAGCAAGAGCUCAAUUAAAAGUAAAAAAAGAAUAUGAUAAAAAACUCAAAAUAUCCAUGUUUUUCCUGAAAGAACACAUGUAUAUGUUAAUGUGCCACACUUACAAAAGCCAGGAAGAGAAAUGAUCCCUAUCAAUUGUCAAGGAGUGCAUUUCCUAUCAAUAAAGGGUUCAAAAAUAAUUGAGCGAACAAAUUAUUAUUUUUAUCAAGAAACAGAAUUAAUGAAUAAUAAAUACAUAAUCAUCUUGAAUAUCAGUAAAAUAGAUAUUUAUAAUGAUCAGCAUUGACGAGCAAAUGUCACUAAUCGAAGUUGUAAAACAACAUUGAUGUAUUUGUAAAAUGUUAACGUAAUGCUAGAUACUGAUGAUAUAAUUUAAGAUUACAGUGAACGAUAACUUUAUAUGCAAUUUUGUAAAAUGAUUUGAUGUGCAUAUAACCAAUUGAUCGAUGUCGCCUAUUGAAAUAAAUUUUUGGCAGUUA